AUGGUUUCUUACAUAAAAUCAUUUUACCAUCACUGGUUUCCAAACACUUCCGAAGAGGAAACAGACUUGGACCAAUUUUUAGCAGAACAAUUGGUAGAAUUGGAAAUAGAUGAGCAAGAGACUAACGAAGAUGUAAUUUCCAGUACACCUAAAAUUCCUAGAAGUGCUGCAUGUUACCAAAGAACAGGUGUAAUAACAUACAUGGGAGAAAAUUAUAUCCUCAUUGAUGGAAUGAUAUCUUUUGAUACUUCAGCAUGUGGUUUGAAUUUACAAGUAAUGGACAAGGUGUUGUAUCUCUGCUACAAAGAUGCAAAUGAUACUAUAAUCAUAGUCAGAAUUCUAGAAAGCCUAGGUACAUUUUGGGGUGAUGAAGAAGAAGCUGUUGAUGAAAGCAGCUAUAAUGUUAUUGAGCAUGUGUUUGUCGGUGAAGUUGACAACAGAGAGGAUCGUGCUGUUUUUAUAAAAAACACCAAUUUGAAAUUUGAUCUUGAUCAUGUAACUGGAACAUUUAUUCCAAUACCAGGCGACUGGCUCGAGUUAUUAUGUAAAGUUAAAUUUGACGAUGACAAACCAAUGGAUAUAACUUUUGAUUUGGUAGUUGAAGUGUUAUCCUUUAAGCCAGUAAGAAGUAAAGUUAAGUCAGCAUUGAUAACUGGUUGGACAGGAGACGUUGGCGUUUGUGAUAAACAAAUUUUCUUUGAGAAAUGUUGUAUAGUUAAUAGUGUUCAGCCAACUGUUGGAUCCAAGGUUCUUAUUGAAGCCAUUGAAAGCAAUCAAGGUAGCUGUUCAUGGAGAGUAAUAAAAAUGCAUAUAACUGAAACUAUGAUGAUUUCGGAAUCAGUUUCCGAAAAUUCAAAACCCGUACUCGCUGUAGAUGAUAUAGAAGAAAAGAGUUUUGAAGUAGAAAGGAAAAAGAAUAUUGAAGUCACUUUUCCAUUAAAAUUUGAUAAUGUGACAUUCCAACAGAAUCCAUCCAUUACUUUAAAUAUAACAAACAAUAGUGAUGAACAAAUUGUGGUUAAUAAAUGGAUUAUGCUUUGCAAGAAAAGGGAUUCUCAAAUUAAUAUCAGUCCAUUUUUAACAAGACCAAAAAAGAUAGGUCCUGGGCAGUCUUGUAGUUUCACAAUAAUCUGUCAACCUAAAUUUUAUGGUCAAUGUAAAGAACAUUUGAUAAUAUUGUUUAGGGGAUUUCAAGUGGAAAGAAUAAUAGAAAUAAAUGUACUCAGCAAUAACAACUUAGGAGUUACUACGAGUGCAGAUGGUGUUCGAAAAACUGAAUCCGAAAAAAUUAACAUGUUAAAAAGAAUUAAGAAAGAAGACAAUAAAUCAUUUGUUCCGGGAGUGAAAAAGACAAGGGCUCCUAAUUUCGUCGCUGUAAGGCUUGGAAUGUUUCCUGUUCCAGACAAAGUUUGGAAUGCAGUCUUAGGCGAUUCAAAUGAGACUAUCCAUCACGUCGAUUAUAGCAAAAUUAUAUCAAGAAUAGAAACGUAUUUGCCUUGUUUAAUACAAACUUUAAAUAUCAAUAACUACAUGGAUAGAUGGCAUACACUCAUAUAUAUGGAAGAGAUUCAAGUGACUGUUGACAUGAGAAGUUAUGACCUAUCUAAAGCAUUCUUAAUACGAUGCCAAGAGUACCUUGGAAUUGAAAUAAAUGGAUUGGCUGAAAAGAGGCCGUCACUGAUUGCAGGGGAUAAAGUUAUGGUAAAAGACAUAUGGGAUAGUAAUAAACCCUUGUAUGAAGGGUUUGUUCAUUUAAUCAAAGGAGACUUAGUCCUAAUAAAGUUUCAUCCGCGUUUUCACGAAUCUUAUUCAGGAAGUGAUGUGUCCAUUCAAUUUCAUUUUAAUCGAUCUGUAUUUAGAAGAGCUCACCAAGCUGUUAAUCUAGCAAUUUCUAAUUUAGGUGUGGAUAUUUUAUUUCCAAACCGUAUUAAGUUACGCAAUCCUCAACUACCAAGUGAUAAAGUGGAAUCAAUUGAAUGGUAUAAUAAAGAUUUGAAUAGUGGUCAAAAGGCAGCGAUAAAAAAUAUAUUAUUGGGAGAAUGUCGGCCAAUGCCUUAUUGCAUCUAUGGACCACCGGGUACUGGUAAAACUAUGACCGUUGUAGAAACUAUACUACAAAUACUUACCCUUAUGCCUGAUAGUCGAAUUUUAGUGGCUACGCCUUCAAAUAGUGCAGCGAAUUUACUUACAGAGAGAUUAUUGAAGUACAAAAAAUUAUUUUCAAAUUCUGUUGUAAGAUUGAUUGCUAAUUAUUUAGUUGAUAACGAAAAUAUCCCAGAUAUUAUAAAACCCUAUUGUGCCACGAUAAACAUAAGUAAAGAGGAUACAAUCAAAUCAAACCACACAGUGAAGGAUAGUAUUAAUCUCGAUGUUGCCGCGUCAUACGUCGCUAGGUAUCGGGUCUCCAUCGGAACAUGUUAUUGCCUCGGGUCAUUAGCUCAGUUAGGACUACCCAAAGGACACUUUACACACGUCAUCGUAGAUGAAGCAGGACAGGCCUUAGAACCGGAAAUAAUGAUACCUUUGACGUUUGCUGACAAAGAUAAUGGACAAAUCGUUCUUGCUGGUGACCCAAUGCAGCUUGGGCCUGUAGUUUCUUCAAAAUACUGUGCAGAGUUUGGAUAUGACGAAUCAUACAUGUCAAGAAUUCUGGAAACAUUUCCAUAUCAAAGGGACUAUAAUGCCUUUGUGAAUGGUUUCAAUGAGAAAUUAGUUACUAGACUUUCAGAGAACUACAGGUCGCUAGAAGAAGUUAUAACAUUACCAAGCAAGAUGUUUUACGAUGGUUCAUUAGUUCCGAGACUACCAAGAAAUAUGCCCUGGAUUGAGCAUAUGUUAAAUGUAGUUUCGGAAGUGUUUGAAUCUACUAAUGAACCAAAGACUGGAGGUAUAUUUGUUCACGGCGUUAAGGGCUGUAAUACAAGAGCGGAAGAUAGUCCUUCGUGGUUUAAUCCUCAGGAAGCCUCGAUGGUAGCCUUGACUGCAUGUAAACUGUUUAAGAAAAAUAUAUCCCCGGAUGAGAUUGGUAUUAUUACGCCUUAUAUAGCACAGAUCAAGUAUAUUCGUCUUCUAUUCGACGCAAUGGGACUGCCGCGACCAAAAAUUGGCACGGUUGAAGAAUUUCAAGGACAAGAAAAGCCUCUCAUAAUUAUAUCGACAGUUAGGACGACGGAAGCAUAUGUUAUUAUAGACCAAAAACAUGCUUUAGGAUUUGUUAAAAACCCUAAGAGGCUAAAUGUUGCCCUAACAAGAGCUCAAGUUGCAACACUGCUGUUCUGUGACCCACACUUGCUUUUAAGUGACCCCUUGUGGCAGCAAGUCAUAAACCAUGCUAUUAAAAGCGACAAAUAUAUGGGAUGUGAUUUACUUUUUACACACAAUAGCCAAUACAAUGAUAUAAUUAAAGAAUAA
Molecule: messenger RNA, 3411 nt
Organism: Arctia plantaginis
Lineage: Eukaryota; Metazoa; Arthropoda; Insecta; Lepidoptera; Erebidae
Source: the annotation of a GenBank genome assembly